Messenger RNA from Suncus etruscus (white-toothed pygmy shrew), 4806 nucleotides. It is a transcript of the gene ADAMTS12, whose product is annotated as ADAM metallopeptidase with thrombospondin type 1 motif 12. Bases 1 to 4806 code for a protein of 1601 amino acids. NCBI's taxonomy places the organism in Eukaryota, Metazoa, Chordata, Mammalia, Eulipotyphla, Soricidae. The transcript is spliced from 24 exons. Gene Ontology annotation, cellular component: extracellular matrix. The record is from RefSeq and is a predicted model, not a curated record. Gene Ontology annotation, biological process: proteolysis; extracellular matrix organization. Gene Ontology annotation, molecular function: metalloendopeptidase activity.
AUGCCAUGUGCCCAGAGGAGCUGGCUUGCAAAGCUCUCCGUGGUGGCCCAGCUCCUGCACUUGGGAGCCCUGGGAGAUGGGGAGUCUUCCCUGCCGCGUCCCGUGCGCUUCCCGGACAAGAGACAAGAGAAUUUCGUCAAGACCCUGCCAGAGUACCAUGUGGUGGGUCCUGUUCAAGUAGACGCGAGUGGGCAUUUUCUGUCCUAUGGUUUGCACCACCCCAUCACCAGCCACAGGAGGAGGAGAGAUGCAGGAAGCCCAGAGGCAAGGGUAUACUAUAAAAUUGCACAUGAGGACCAGGACCUGCUUUUCAACUUGACAAUCAAUGAGGAAUUUCUUUCCAAAAGCUACAUUGUGGAGAGGAGAUAUGGGAACCUCUCCCAUGUUAAGAUGGUGGCUUCCUCAGGUCCCCCCUGUCAUCUCUGGGGUACAGUUCUGCACCAGGGUACCAGGAUAGGGACUGCAGCCCUCAGUUCCUGCCAUGGAUUGACUGGAUUUUUCCACCUCCCACAUGGAGACUUUUUCAUUGAGCCCAUCCAAAAGAUUCCACUGGUUGAGGGCGGCUACUACCCACACAUCAUUUAUAAGAAGAGGAGGAGGAGAGUUCCUGAGACGGAGGAGCCAACCUGUGGAUUAACGGACAGUCCUGGCAUCUUCCAGAAGCAAGAAUUACAACGGGAGAAAUGGGAAAGAAACAACUUGCCCAGCAGAAGCCUCUCCCGGCGUUCUAUCAGCAGAGAGAGAUGGGUGGAGACUCUAGUGGUGGCAGACACGAAGAUGGUUGAGUACCAUGGGAGUGAAAAUGUUGAGUCCUAUAUCCUCACCAUCAUGAACAUGGUCACUGGAUUGUUUCAUAACCCAAGCAUUGGUAAUGCAAUUCAUAUAGUUGUAGUUCGACUUAUCCUGCUUGAAGAAGAAGAGCAAGGAUUGAAAAUAGUGCAUCAUGCAGAGAAGACACUGUCCAGCUUCUGCAAGUGGCAGAAGAGCAUCAAUCCUAAGAGUGACCUCAGCCCUGCCCAUCAUGAUAUAGCUGUCCUUAUUACCAGAAAAGACAUCUGUGCUGGUGUCAACCGCCCUUGUGAGACCCUAGGUCUGUCACACCUGUUGGGAAUGUGCCAACCUCAUCGGAGUUGUAACAUCAACGAAGAUUCUGGGCUCCCUUUGGCCUUCACAAUUGCACAUGAGCUGGGACACAGCUUUGGCAUCCAUCAUGAUGGAAAAGAAAAUGACUGUGAGCCAGUGAGCAGACACCCAUAUAUCAUGUCUCGCCAGCUCCAGUACAAUCCUGUCCCAAUGACAUGGUCCAAGUGCAGCAAAGACUACAUUACCCGCUUCCUGGACCGAGGCUUGGGCUUUUGUCUUGAUGAUGUCCCCCAAAGGAAAGGCUUGAAGUCCAAAGUCAUUGCCCCUGGAGUAAUCUAUGAUGUUCAUCACCAAUGCCAACUGCAAUAUGGUCCCAAUGCUACCUUCUGCCAGGAAGUCGAAAAUGUUUGCCAGACCCUGUGGUGCUCUGUGAAAGGCUUUUGUCGCUCUAAGUUGGAUGCUGCUGCAGAUGGGACACGAUGUGGAGAAAAGAAGUGGUGUAUGGCUGGCAAAUGUAUCACAGUGGGGAAGAAGCCAGAGAGCAUUCCUGGAGCUUGGGGUGGCUGGUCCUCCUGGUCCCACUGCUCCAGAACUUGUGGGGCUGGAGCCCAGAGUGCAGAGAGACUCUGCAACAACCCUGAACCCAAGUUUGGAGGAACAUACUGCACUGGAGAAAGGAAGCGCUACCGCUUAUGCAAUGUCCAUCCCUGCCCCCCAGGUGAACCAACAUUUCGGCAAAUGCAGUGCAGUGAGUUUGACACCGUUCCCUACAAGAAUGAAUUUUACCACUGGUUCCCAGUUUUUAAUCCAGCACAUCCAUGUGAGCUCUACUGUCGACCCAUAGAUGGCCAGUUUUCCGAGAAAAUGUUGGAUGCUGUCAUUGAUGGUACCCCAUGCUUUGAAGGUGGCAACAGCAGAAAUGUCUGUAUUAAUGGCAUAUGUAAGAGUGUCGGUUGUGACUAUGAGAUUGAUUCUAAUGCCAAGGAGGACCGAUGCGGAGUGUGUCUCGGUGAUGGCUCUGCAUGCCAAACCGUGAGGAAGAUGUUUAAACAGAAAGAAGGAUCAGGUUAUGUUGACAUUGCACUCAUUCCAAAAGGAGCAAGGGAUAUACGGGUCAUGGAGAUUGAGGGUGCUGGAAACUUUCUGGCCAUCAGGAGUGAAGACCCUGAAAAGUAUUAUCUUAAUGGAGGAUUUAUUAUCCAGUGGAAUGGGAAUUACAAGUUGGCUGGGACCGUUUUUCAGUAUGACAGGAAAGGAGAGCUGGAGAAACUGAUGGCCACAGGCCCCACCAAUGAAUCCGUGUGGAUACAGCUUCUUUUCCAGGUGACGAAUCCUGGCAUCAAAUAUGAGUAUACAAUAAGGAAGCAUGGCCUUGAUCAUGAUGUGGAGCAGUUGGGAUAUUUCUGGCAUUAUGGGCCCUGGACAGGGUGCAGUGUCACUUGUGGAACAGGUAUCCGCCGCCAGACUGCCCAUUGCAUGAAGAAGGGCCAUGGGAUGGUGAAAGCUACAUUCUGUGAUCCAGACACACAGCCCAAUGGAAGGCAGAAGAAGUGCUAUGAAAAGGAUUGUCCACCCAGGUGGUGGGCAGGGGAGUGGGAAGCCUGUUCUACCACAUGUGGACCACACGGAGAGAAGAAGCGAAUCGUGCUGUGUAUCCAGACCAUGGGAUCUGAUGAGCAGGCUCUCCCAGCUGCAAACUGCCAGCACCUGCUGAAACCCAAGCCCUUCCUCUCUUGUAACAGAGACAUCCUAUGUCCUUCGGACUGGACAGUGGGCAACUGGAGUGAGUGCUCUGUUUCUUGUGGUGGUGGAGUGAGGAUUCGCAGUGUCAUAUGUGCCAAGAACCAGAAUGAACCUUGUGACGUGAUGAAGAAACCCAACAGCCGAGCUCUUUGUGGCCUCCAACAAUGCCCAUCGAGCAGGAGAAUUCUGAAAACCCACAAAGGCACAAUUCCCAAUGUGAGGAAUCCACCAACAUUGGAGCCAGGGCCCUUCCAGCCCAUCCCUGUCCCUACAUCAAGCAGAAGAAUGUUGACCACACCCGCAGUGACUGUGUCUGUGAGCACAAGUGCACUGGCCACCCCCAGCCCUGGUUCUACCACAUCCUCCAGAGGAGGCCAGGAUGGGAGAUGGAGUGACAAUAGUUCCACCCACAUGGAACUGGAACCCAGUGAUGUCCUUCCCACAGGAAGUACUUCCCAGCCUACUCUCACAUCCCAUUCUUUAAGUCUCCAGCCAAAGGACAUGAAUAGUUCCAGUUUAGGUGCUGGGCCUACCUCCCUUGGAAACCUUGAAGCCACAACAAUGAAUGGUGCUGACCUGUCCUCUUCCAGCAACCUUGAGACAUGGUCUGUAACUCCAUUUGCUAGUAACUUGAGCAAAGAGCCAGAAAUAGAGAUUCAGAGUGGCUCAGGGGAAGAUAGUGAACUACUAGAAAACAAAAAUGAAAACAAUUCUGUAACAUGGACCAAAAUAAGAAAUCCUGGAAGUGAUGCUACAGAAGAAAGAACAGAAACUCCCCUCAGACUUCCACCCACACCUCACAUCAAGGGAACAUCCUCGUGGCCAGCCUUCACCACAAUGAGGGAAGGACUGCUUCCCAAUCACAGAUCCUCUACACUCAAAAAUGGUGUCUCCACAGCAGAGGAGGUGGUCACAGAGCAGCCAGCUAACACUGCAGUUACUCUAGGAGGAGACCACAAGCCAGCAUCCUCAGUAAAGUCAGUGAGCCAUCACUUACCAGAACUUCCAAGCCAUGUAAAUAGAACACAGAGUUCAGGACCCAUUCUGACUGAGGAAGAUGCAGCAAUUCUGAUUGCUGAGGGUUUUUUGCUGAAUGCCUCUAAUUAUAAGCAACUCUCCACUCAGCCUGACCACAGCCCUGUAUACUGGAUUGUAGGGAACUGGAGUGAGUGCUCCACCACAUGUGGGCUGGGGGCCAACUGGCGAAGUGUGCAGUGCAGCACCCAGAUGGAUUCCGACUGUGCAGCCCUGAGGAGACCAGACCCUGCUAAACGAUGUCACCUGCGCCCUUGUGCCAGCUGGAAAGUGGGCAACUGGAGCAAGUGCUCCAGAAACUGCAGUGGUGGCUUUCAGCUGCGGGAGAUUCAGUGUGUGGAUGACAGGGACCAGCGGAGCCUGCGGCCCUUUCACUGUCAGUUUCUGGCUGGCCUUCCACCCCCGCUCAGCAUGGUCUGCAAUUCGGAGCCCUGCAAGGAAUGGCAGGUGGAACCCUGGAGUGAGUGUUCCAAGUCCUGUGGAGGCGGCAUUCAGGAGAGAAGAGUGACCUGUCCUGGAGAUCUGUGUGACUGGGUGAAGAGACCCCCAACAACCUCACCCUGUAACAGGCACCCUUGCUGCGUCUGGGCCACUGGGAACUGGGAGCUGUGUUCCGCUUCCUGUGGAGGAGGCUCUCAGAAGAGGACUGUGAACUGUGUCUCUUUAGAAGAAAAUGAAACAGAAGACCAUGGUCAUCAGUGCAUGUGUGAUCAUGAACCCAAACCACCAGAGUUCCAGAACUGCAACCAGCAGACCUGUUGGAAGAAUCCUGAUUUGCAAUGCACCAAGGACAGGUUAUCAGUCAGUUUCUGCCAGACACUCAGAGGAAUGAAGAAAUGUUCUGUACCGACUAUAAGGGCCCAGUGCUGCUUCACGUGUUCCCAGGCACCUAUCCACACCCACAGGUCAAGAAAAGAGUUGUUGAAUAACUCCAAAGCACUCUAG